Messenger RNA from Helianthus annuus (common sunflower), 354 nucleotides. RefSeq names its product deSI-like protein At4g17486. Bases 1 to 354 code for a protein of 117 amino acids. The transcript is spliced from 4 exons. Gene Ontology annotation, molecular function: deubiquitinase activity. Lineage: Eukaryota; Viridiplantae; Streptophyta; Magnoliopsida; Asterales; Asteraceae. The record is from RefSeq and is a predicted model, not a curated record. Gene Ontology annotation, biological process: protein deubiquitination.
AUGGCGGGAUUUCAGUUGUAUGGUAUGGAAUACGGGUUUGGAGCACACGAUUUUCCAAUAAGUGGGGUGUUUGAAGUUGAACCCAAAAGUUGUCCGGGCUUUACAUACAGAUGUUCAAUCCCAUUAGGGCAUGUAACCAAAUCGCCUUCUGAGUUUAGAGAAUUUAUUGAAACCGUUGCCUCAGAGUACCAUGGGGACACGUAUCACCUAAUAUCCAAGAAUUGCAAUCAUUUUACGGAUGAUAUUUCCCAAAGAUUAACGGGUAGAGGAAUUCCCGGGUGGGUUAAUCGGCUCGCCAAGUUAGCUUUUCAAGUGCUCUAUGCAGUUGUCUACUUCCCGAAAGCCUUCAAGUAA